GUGCUUAUUCACCUCUUAUGCGUUUCUUGCUCAGCCGGCAUGCGGGGAUUUCUGUGGGAUUGUCCAUUGAGGACAGGGUGAUUAAUUAUCCUACCUACUUCCUUUAAUAGCUCCUUGGUCUUGGAUUGUUUUGUCGAGGUUGAUUCUUUUUCCUCUCCUUCCCCAUACUGUAUACUACUAUACUAUAUCAAUUGUCUACCCCAACUUAACCAACUCAAUUCAAUCAAUCAAUCAAUCCAAUCCAUUCACCUUGAAGAGAAGAAAGAAGAAAGACGAAAGAAAAUGGACCCCUCAACCCUCCCCCUCCCCCCAAUGAAAGACCUCACCGUCGACAACAUCACCGAGAACGCCAUCGCCAUGAACUCGCUCUGCGAGGACCCGCGCAUGAAAUACGUCCUCGAGCGCCUCGUCACCCACCUGCACGACUUUGCGCGCGAGACCCGCCUCAGCACGAACGAGUGGAUGCAGGGCUUGCUCUUCCUGACCGAGGUCGGGAAGAUCUGUAGUGAUGUGAGACAGGAAUUCAUCCUCCUCUCCGACAUCCUCGGCCUCUCCAUCCUCGUCGACUCCAUCGACCACCCGAAACCCCCGAACUCCGCAGCAACAGAAGGCACCGUCCUCGGGCCCUUCCACACCCACGACGCCUCAGAGCUCCCCGCCGGGUCGACCAUGUCCGCGGACCCGAACGGCCAGCCCCUCCUCGUCGUCUGCUCUGUCAAAGACACCGCGGGAAACCCCCUCCCCGGGAUCAAGGUCGAUGUAUGGGAGACCGACAGCUCGGGCCACUAUGAUGUGCAGUACGCGGGGCGCGAGGGGCCCGAUGGGCGGUGCAUCUUGCGGACAGACGAGCAGGGAACCCUGUGGUUCCGGGCGAUCACGCCGGUGCCGUAUCCCAUUCCGCAUGAUGGGCCGGUGGGGAGGCUGUUGAAGGCAUUGAGGAGGCAUCCGUAUCGGCCGAGUCAUAUGCAUUUUUUGAUGCAGGGGAGUGGGUUCGAGGAGUUGGUUACAGCAUUAUACCUCCGCAACGACCCCUACGAAACCACCGACGCGGUCUUCGGCGUGAAGGACUCGCUGGUCGUGGACAUCGAGCGCGCCGGGCCCGAGUAUGCGACGAAAUACAACGUCCCCGAGGACCAUGCGCUCUUGCGGUAUGAUUUCGUGCUCGUCUCGGAGGCGGAGACGACGGCGCUGAGGGAGCGGAAUUCGAAGAUCGCGUUGGAUAAGCUGGGCAUGAAGGUGAGGAUGGUGGGAGGGUUGCCGGUGCCGGAUUUGGAUUGAUUUAUUUAUCUUUUUCGUUUUCUGUAUAGGGUUUUAAUUUUUGGGUGUAGGUGGCCCGAUGGUUGAGCUGUAUUGU
This is a messenger RNA of Aspergillus steynii IBT 23096, 1354 nucleotides long. Its product is annotated as intradiol ring-cleavage dioxygenase. Gene Ontology annotation, molecular function: ferric iron binding; catechol 1,2-dioxygenase activity. The coding region runs from base 283 to 1278 and encodes 331 amino acids. The record is from RefSeq and is a predicted model, not a curated record. The transcript has 3 exons. Lineage: Eukaryota; Fungi; Ascomycota; Eurotiomycetes; Eurotiales; Aspergillaceae. Gene Ontology annotation, biological process: catechol-containing compound metabolic process.